Messenger RNA from Eublepharis macularius, 1185 nucleotides. RefSeq names its product serine protease 27-like. Gene Ontology annotation, biological process: proteolysis. Gene Ontology annotation, molecular function: serine-type endopeptidase activity. Bases 115 to 1185 code for a protein of 356 amino acids. NCBI's taxonomy places the organism in Eukaryota, Metazoa, Chordata, Lepidosauria, Squamata, Eublepharidae. The record is from RefSeq and is a predicted model, not a curated record. The transcript is spliced from 6 exons.
CUCACAGAGAAGCAAGCCCUGCCAACCCAGAGGGCAUCCCUCUUUAUUGCUGUUCACUUCCUGGGAAGGAUUAAUUGAUAGCAGAAGAUUUCAGGGAGUUCCAAAAAGUGAAUCAUGGUACAGAAACAAGGGACAACCAAAUGCGGACUAGCAAAACUACUAAUGUUGAUGGCUACCCUGUUGAUAAGAAGAGGGACCUGUUCAUAUUAUCAUGGAUAUAAUCCCUGUGAAGAGAAAGAAGCACCCAACAGAGGUAUUCACCAAGUAAUUCGUUCCCGGCAAGUAUGUGGGCGACCCACUGCCUUCAACAGGAAUGUUGGGGGUGAAGACUCUGUGGAAGGUGAAUGGCCAUGGCAGGUCAGCUUGAUGAAGAUGGGCAAGCAUGUCUGUGGAGGGGCCCUAAUUUCCAGUGACUGGGUUGUGACGGCAGCACACUGUUUUCAACAGAACAGUGAUCCUUCCCAAUUUAACAUGUUGCUGGGAGCCAACAAGCUGGAGAAUUCCUGGCCCCACAAACUCUCUAUUGGGGUUGGACAAAUCAUCCGAAACCCCCUGUAUGCAGGAGAGGCCACAAGCGGAGACAUUGCCUUGGUGCGAUUGGCCCAGCCAGUCAGGUUCACCGACUACAUCAUACCAAUCUGUCUGCCUGCAGCCAACGUGCACUUUCCCCCAGGCAUGAAGUGCUGGGUCACAGGCUGGGGAGAUAUCAGUGAGGGACAGGAUCUACCAGCUCCAAAGAAGCUCCAAAAGCUCCAGGUGCCCAUAAUAGACACCGAGACCUGCAGGAGACUCUACAGCAUUGACAUGGGCCAGAAUCUGCCCCAGAAACCCAUUCGAGCUGACAUGAUGUGUGCCGGGUAUGCUGAAGGCAUGAAGGACACAUGCAAGGGUGACUCUGGUGGCCCAUUGAUGUGCAAGAUGAACAAGGAAUGGCUCUUGGCUGGUAUUGUAAGCUGGGGGGAAGGCUGUGCUGAGAAGAACCGCCCCGGGGUGUACACCCGUCUGACCUCAUAUCCAGGCUGGAUUCAUUGGCAUAUCCCUGAUAUGGAGUUCAUUCAGCCUAGCUGGGGUCACAUCAAGCUCAAGAAUAUAGGCACUGGUAGAACCGAUGGGAUGGGACCAUCUUUCUUUAUUACUGCUCUACUGCUGGUCUUUGUGUGGACCCUUAAUCGAGUCUUGGCAUAG